AUGUUAUUUGACCAUUAUUUGGCAAUGGCUCGACCGACUCCAGACUUUACAUUUCCUCUCGCAAAAGUGGAGAAGACUCUGAUUUGGAUUCGAUUUUCAGGGCUUAACUUAUUGUAUUAUGAUGAAAGUGUCCUACUUGGUUUAACAUUUGUUGUGGGUACUCCUGUUAAGAUAGAUACUAACACCCUAAAUGUAGAGAAGGGAAAUUUUGCGAGAAUUUGCGUGAAGAUUGAUUUGACCUUGCAGGUUAUCAGAAAGGUCAUUGUUAAUGGCCAUUAG
Messenger RNA from Lathyrus sativus (Indian pea), 279 nucleotides. The record is from the annotation of a GenBank genome assembly. Lineage: Eukaryota; Viridiplantae; Streptophyta; Magnoliopsida; Fabales; Fabaceae.